AUUGGCUAGUGAUUGCUCGCUAGAUGAUAAUUAUAUGCGCAGCGUUUUAUGAACUCGGAUUCACAGUGGAAUCAAAUCUUAGAUGAUGAUGAUGAGUCGUGUGUGUUCUUAGUCGAAUAAAUAUGGAGAUCAGUUUGUUGUCUUCGGACCACCGAUUGGAAUGUUACGUCGUAAAAAUCAUCUAUUAGUAGAAAACUAUGAUGGCGAAAAAAAUGGAUGACGUUUGGAACUAAAACUCGGCUUCUUACUGGAAAUCCAACAAAAGCAUCACAUCAUUGUACCAAAAAAUAAACAAUAUGGAUAAGUCAGAGCAGAUAAUAAACGACUUCGACUCGACUUGCGAGUUCGAAAUGCCAAACAUGAUGAGUAGUCUCUAUGGAACCAGUGGCAGUAAUUCAGAUAUUGUUAAAAAGCCUUCAUUGCUGUCCAUCUUAAAGAAUAGGGUAAUGAGUAGAAGAUUUACCGAAGAAGGUAUGGAGGAUAUGUAUCAGGAAUAUUUCAUGAGACAACGCUGGGGUGCCCUCCCCGUCUUAAUAGCGUUUGCCCUAUUGUUUGACAUCGCAGUUAUCAUUCUGUACUCUAUGGACACUCUUAGUAACAAAGGAUCGGUAAUUACAGUUCAAGGCAUAGCAUUUGUGUGUAAUCUCAUGCUCUUUUUUCUUUGCCAAUUCCGUCUGAUAUCCGAUUUUUCUUUAACAUAUAUCAUGCCAUAUGCUGUCUGGUUUCUUAUCUGUGGCCAAACUUUCGCCGAUCUUCUCAUGUAUUAUCAUCCGAUUGUUCCUAGUAGCGGAGUCGGAUGGCAGAUUUUCUUCAUAUUUGGACUUUUUGUAAUGUUGCCUCAAAAGUUAUUGACUGUACUGGCAUUGAAUGUGGUGUCGUCAUUGACUCAUUGCAUCAUCAUUGCAAUAAAGGCUAAAGGAAAGGACAUCGGACCACAGAUUGGGGCGAAUAUACUUUUGUUUGCGUGUGUUAUUUUGGUUGGCUCCAUAAGUUUUCUAAUGCUUGAUAAGAAACAACGACGUGCAUUUAUGGAAACAAAAAGGUCCCUCGAGCUCAAAAUGAAACUUGACACCGAGAGAGAAAGACAGGAGGAUCUCAUGUUGUCUGUUUUACCGAAACACAUUGCCGAUGAUAUGGUAAAAUCGUUUGGCCAAGAAAAUAAAGGUUCAUUUAGUCGAAUUUACAUCAGUCGACACGAAAGUGUAAGUAUUUUGUUCGCCGAUAUCGUGGGAUUUACCGCAAUGUCUUCGAAAUUGACGUCUCAAGAGCUCGUCAAGACACUUAACGCACUGUUUGCCAAUUUUGACAAACUUGCGGAGGUCAGGUUUUCAUCAUUUUAUCUAAUUUAUUUUCUUAACGUUUUGUACAGUAUAAUAACCCUGUACAAAGGUCAUUGUAGGUGUACUAUGCCUUAUGUAGCUGUUCGGGAGCAAACACAGAGUGGUGUAGAUAUGCGAGUCGGAAUUCAUACAGGAGCAGUUCUAGCUGGUGUAAUGGGUCAGAGACAGUGGCAAUUUGACGUAUGGAGUGACGGGGUCAAGCUGGCCAACUGCAUGGAAUCUGGUGGAAUUCCCGGGCGAGUUCAUAUAUCUCAGACAACGUACGAUUGCCUAAGUGAUGACUUUGAGGUUGAACCAGGUGAUGGUGAAACCAGGUCUGAUUAUAUCAAAAUGCAGAAUAUGAAAACCUACCUAAUCAAGCCAGUUAAAGACAAAAAGAGAUCUAAAAGCACAGCAUUGAUACUCACAAAGCCAACGGAAGAGAAAACUAGUGCAGAAAGGACAGACGAUGAUGAUAUUCCCGUUAUCUACUUGAACAACACGGCUGAAGUAAACAAGAAUUCAACACUUCCUGAAAACUUAGACAAAGAUGGGAUUUCAGAUAUUGAUUUGAAGAACGCUAAAAAUACAGACAGUAAAACUGUCAAAUUCUCUAAAGAGGUGGAGCAGAUUAACAGCAAGGAAGAUUGUUCGAAUGACAAUAAAUUGAAAGAGGCAUUGAUUGAAAGAGAAGAUGCAUCGUUAGAGGUCACUUUCAUAACAUUUGGAAUGGCGAUGCUAGUUUUGGGGAUUCUUUUUGUUAUAUCUCUUGCCACUAACAUUCCCAAUCGCUUUCCUCCCGCAAUGGUGGAGAUUUCCAAUGACAUAGAAACAACAAGAUGGGCGAGAAUUCUGAUUUCAACGCUGGUCAUUAGCGCAAUAAGUAUUGCUGAUGUUGUAGAUACGAUAUACUGCCAAACUGAUGGAAACUAUACAAGCACUCCUAGUCCAACUGACCCCCAGUGUGUUUACGCACAGUAUUUCAACUACAUUGCUAUACUUGUUUUGAUUGGUAUUACAGUGCUGAUUCAGAUAACGCACUUGGUGAAACUUCUCCUGAUGACCCUCACUACCAUUGUGUACUGCCUCAUCAACCUUUGCCUCAAACCAGAACUUUAUUCCCGAUAUGACAACUAUCUGUUAAAUAUAACAGAAAAUAAGAAUAUUGUACCAAGCUGCAGCAAAUAUGCUCUAACUUUGCAAGUUGUAGUGGCGUCAGUUGCGUUGUUGUAUUUCAAUCGACAUCUUGAUGCCAUGAUUCGAAGACUCUUUUAUUUCAAAACGGAGGCGAAAAUCCAGAAACAGAAAGUAGAAGAAUUACGUACCAAAAAUGAUUUACUUAUUCGUAAUAUCAUGCCAGCGCACGUGGCACAGCAUUUUAUGGGUGGCAAGAAGCAAGACGAGGAACUGUAUUCACAAGACUACAACAGCGUCGGUGUGAUGUUUGCUUCGAUUCCCAAUUUUUCCGAUUUCUAUAGCGAAGAUGAAUACAACAACCAAGGAACGGAAUGCCUUAGAUUUCUAAACGAAAUUAUCAGCGAUUUUGAUGAGCUUUUGAGCAGACAACAAUUCAGGACAGUUACAAAGAUUAAAACGAUAUCGAGCACGUAUAUGGCAGCGUCUGGGUUGGCUGCUGAUAACUUCAGAGCGGUUUAUCAAGAUGACAAAGUGACGUGGCAUCACCUGGCCGAUCUUUUAGAGUUUGCACUUACAAUGAAGCAAACAUUGGAAACUAUUAAUAACCAAUCGUUCAAUAAUUUUAUUCUAAGAAUAGGUAUCAACCACGGUCCAAUUCUGGCGGGCGUCAUAGGAGCUCGAAAGCCACAUUACGAUAUCUGGGGUAACACAGUCAAUGUAUCAAGUCGAAUGGAAAGCACAGGGGAACUUGACAAAAUACAGGUAAUAGCAUCAACAAAGGACAUCCUUCGAAAAUUUGGAUACACAUUUAAACGAAGAGGUAUUGUCAGAGUUAAGGGAAAGGGGGAGCUUGAAACAUUCUUUUACGAUGGAAAAGAUGAAAACUUUGAACAAAUGAGGGCGGUAGAUCUGCCGAAUUCAAUUCCGUGUUUACUGUAAAUCGACUCAGAUGAUGAUGAAUCAUUUAGGUUGCCAACAAUUCAUAAUAUUUAAAACUCUCACUAUGUUUAGUGUUAUAUAAUGUGAGGCAUCUAGUAUAUGGCACAUCCAUCUAAUAUUUUUGAAUAUGUUGUAAUGUAAACAUUAAUAUUUGAAAACCUCAGCAUAGUAUCAACAUGAUUAAUAACAGUUUGAGACAUGAGUAUGAUUUGCAUCGGGAUUCUAAAUCCUAGUCUCGAAUUCCAGGAAUUAACAGAGUUAUGAAUCUAAAUCAGUUCAUGCCACAUGUUUUAACAAACUGAACAGUCAAUAAGCAGAACAGAGUUAAAGUGUUUAUCGAUAUAAUAAAUGGUUCUUAUAAGAAUGUUAUAUCCUUCAAUACGGUGUUGUAUCUAUUUUACGUAUAUUAUUAAAUCAUAUUUGUGUUCCGCUUAACAUUUGAGCCCUGUUGUUGCAGUUUACAUUUGGUUGACCAAAUUUGAUCCCUAAAUGAAUAUAUAAAAUAUAUAUAAUGUAAAAAGCAUUUGUAAAUAGAUUGAGCAUUAGACGAUGUUCAUGUAAUCAGAUACAGAAUACCAGUAAUUGUACAUUAACGAGGGAAAGUUGGCUUUAACGUUUUAAUGCUCCUAUCCUUCUCAUGAGCUGACGUCAUCACUUUGCCUGCUGAAAAGUUAACCCCUUCCCCUUCUUGCGAUGGACUAUCAGGUUACUACAUGUAGGCCUACACGCGCUACUAUGACGUCAGCUCACUAUAGCCGUCCACUUAUAAAACUUUAUACAUCUUAGUUAGGGCCUACUGUAUUAUCUAUUACGCACAAACUUAAUUAUAUUGUUGUAUUUUGGGCUAGAAUAAUAUCCCUCAUGUUCAAUGUAGCCAAAUGCCGAACAUGCUGUGUUACGUUUGUCACAGUAUAUGUAGGCUACCCU
Messenger RNA from Anneissia japonica, 4322 nucleotides. Its product is annotated as adenylate cyclase type 3-like. Lineage: Eukaryota; Metazoa; Echinodermata; Crinoidea; Comatulida; Comatulidae. The transcript has 20 exons. The record is from RefSeq and is a predicted model, not a curated record. Gene Ontology annotation, molecular function: adenylate cyclase activity. The coding region runs from base 297 to 3395 and encodes 1032 amino acids. Gene Ontology annotation, biological process: cAMP biosynthetic process; intracellular signal transduction; adenylate cyclase-activating G protein-coupled receptor signaling pathway.